UCACCACAAGUGCUCCAGUUAACCAAAGCACCCUCCAUAUGAAAAUAACCCUUAAAGUAAAAUACAUAUACAAAAUAUCAGUACCAGCACCUCUGAUGGCAGGCAGGAGGAGCUAGCACAGCAAUGCAAGAGCAAGCAAAGCAACCUCUGCUCCCAACCACUCCCUCUUUCCCAUGUCACCACCAACUUAUUUAUAUGUUGUACCCCAGGAUGAUGCAUGCCACCACUGAUCGUAAGUCACAGGUGAUCGAUGGAGGAGGACUACGUGUUCAAGGUGGUGGUGAUCGGCGAUUCCGGGGUGGGGAAGACGCAGCUGCUGGGGCGCUUCACUCGGGACGAGUUCUGCCUCGACUCCAAGUCCACCAUCGGCAUCGAGUUCCAGACCCGCACCGUUCUCCUCGCCGGCAAGCGCGUCAAGGCCCAGAUCUGGGACACCGCCGGCCAGGAGCGGUACCGGGCCGUCACCAGCGCCUACUACCGCGGCGCGCUCGGCGCCAUGCUCGUCUACGACGUCACGCGCCGGGACUCCUUCGAGCACGCCGCGCGCUGGGUCGCCGAGCUCCGCGCCCACGCCGAUAAGUCCAUCGUCGUCGUGCUCAUCGGCAACAAGGCCGACCUUGCCGUUGCGGCGGUAGGACGCCGGGCGGUGGAUGUCGAGGAGGCGACUGCCUUUGCUGAGGAGCAAGGGCUCUUCUUCUACGAGGCGUCUGCGCUUAGCGGGGAUAACGUUGAGGCGGCUUUCCUGGGAUUGCUUGAGGAGAUUCAUGCUGCCGUGUCCAGGAGACCGCUGGAGGUGGACGACGGGGGUGCGGGAGGAGAUGGCGAGCUGAUGCUCAAGGGCACGAGGCUGUCGCUAUCCCAAGAGCUGUCCAUGAUGGAAACCAGCGCCAUGAAGACACCAAGCAGGUGUUCUUCUUGCUCGUCCUAGCUCAUGGAUGUCAUGGAUGGUGAAUUCAUUCAUCGAUUAUCGAUUUGACAGAAGCGUUUCUUCCUCACUUGGCUACUUUAUGUUGAGCUGAACUGCUCACUUUCGUCAAGGAGAGAAAUGUUCUCUCUCACAUUGAGAAAAAAUAUAUCAAUCAAUACAGAUAUAGUGUAAAUAGUCAGGCAAUAUGAAUGAGAAGAAAUAUUGUGUUUGUGAA
Molecule: messenger RNA, 1142 nt
Organism: Brachypodium distachyon (stiff brome)
Lineage: Eukaryota; Viridiplantae; Streptophyta; Magnoliopsida; Poales; Poaceae
Product: ras-related protein RABA3
Exons: 2
Coding region: 251-928 (225 amino acids)
Cellular component (GO): endosome
Molecular function (GO): GTPase activity; GTP binding
Source: RefSeq, a predicted model, not a curated record